CCUCAACCACCACCACUAGGGCUAAAACCACUACUAUUUCUCCCCUCCGUCUCUGUCGCUCCAGUAUCUCCCUUUCCCUUUGAGUUUACGAGAUCUCCUCCCGAAACCUGAGCGAGGCAGUCACGGAAAAGAGAGGCGAUACCCUCCUGCACAACAUGGCUACAAUUGUAACGUCGACCAGAUUUACAGACGAAUAUCAGCUGUACGAAGAGCUCGGAAAGGGUGCCUUCUCCGUUGUCCGGCGAUGCGUUAAAAAGUCCAAUGGCCAGGAAUUUGCUGCUAAAAUUAUCAACACAAAAAAACUAUCAGCAAGAGAUCAUCAAAAACUGGAACGAGAGGCCCGCAUCUGUCGCCUGCUCAAGCACCCCAACAUAGUACGACUACACGAAAGUAUCUCCGAGGAAGGCUUCCAUUACCUCGUCUUUGACCUUGUCACCGGUGGAGAGCUGUUUGAAGACAUUGUUGCCAGAGAGUAUUACAGUGAGGCUGAUGCCAGCCAGUGCAUCAAUCAGAUCCUGGAGAGUGUCCACCACAUGCACCAGCAUGACAUUGUGCACAGGGACCUCAAGCCAGAGAACCUGCUCCUGGCCAGUAAGCUGAAGGGAGCCGCGGUGAAGUUGGCUGACUUUGGGCUGGCCAUCGAGGUGCAGGGAGACGAGCAGGCAUGGUUUGGUUUUGCAGGCACUCCGGGCUACCUCUCUCCAGAGGUCUUGAGGAAGGACCCCUACGGCAAGCCAGUGGAUAUCUGGGCAUGUGGUGUGGUCCUGUACAUUCUCCUGGUGGGCUACCCUCCCUUCUGGGAUGAGGACCAGCACAAGCUCUAUCAGCAGAUCAAGGCUGGGGCCUACGAUUUUCCCUCCCCAGAGUGGGACACAGUGACCCCCGAAGCCAAGAACCUGAUUAACCAGAUGCUGACUAUCAACCCUACCAAGAGGAUCACUGCUGACCAGGCCCUCAAGCACCCAUGGGUCUGCCAACGCUCCACUGUGGCUUCCAUGAUGCAUCGUCAAGAGACCGUGGAGUGCCUGCGCAAGUUCAACGCCAGGAGAAAGCUCAAGGGAGCCAUCCUCACCACCAUGCUGGUGACCAGAAACUUCUCAGUGGGCCGACAGCACACCAGCCCCGCAGCCACCACCAGCACGGCUGCUCUGGCUUCAGAAGCAUGCAAAAGUUUACUAAACAAAAAAUCGGAUGGUGGUGUGAAGAAAAGGAAGUCCAGCUCCAGUGUUUGUUUAAUGCCGCAGACAAACAACAAUAAAAACAGUGUAGUGAGCAGUACCAGCAGCACCAAAGACAGCAGCAUAUCAUCUUCAGCACCAAUGGAACCACAGACCACUGUUGUGCACAACCCAGCUGACGGCACCAAGGGUUCCACAGAGAGCUGUAACACCACAGAAGAGGAGGAUGUGAAAAGUAGAAAAGUGUCUGCGUGCGGGUCUAGCGCGGACAGCGCAAUGGUCAGCCAGUGCAGUGCCAGUGAGGAACAGAGCCAGCCCCAGCCCCCUCACUGCCCACCCACCUCUCGCAAACAAGAGAUCAUCAAGAUUACCGAGCAGCUGAUUGAGGCCAUCAACAACGGAGACUUUGAGGCUUACACGAGAAUCUGUGACCCCGGGCUCACCUCGUUUGAACCCGAGGCUUUGGGAAACCUGGUGGAGGGCAUGGACUUCCACAAAUUCUACUUUGAGAACUUGUUGAGUAAGAACAGUAAGCCGGUCCACACCACCAUCCUGAAUCCUCAUGUGCACCUGAUCGGGGAAGACGCGGCCUGCAUCGCCUACAUCCGCCUUACGCAGUACAUCGACAGCCAGGGGCGGCCGCGCUCCUGCCAGUCAGAGGAGACCCGUGUGUGGCACCGCCGCGACGCCAAGUGGCUCAACGUGCAUUUUCACUGUUCAGGAGCGCCUGCCGCACCUCUCCAGUGACCCUUUACCAGACACAGCUUUGCCUGAAUUCUGAAGCCGAUUGGAACAUUUCCUCUCAGUGGUUGGAUUGGCGCCUGGAGCCCAGCCGGAAGAGACCGCUUGAAGUUUACAGUCCUUGGGGGGAAAAAAUUAAAAUAAAUUAUAUUUAAAAGCCAACCGACAACACCACCAUAACCAAUCCAGUCCAACCCUAGCUAGAUGUUGGGGGCCGGCUGGGGCCGAGGCCCUCCCCUCUGGACAGUGCAUGCUUCUGACGCCCAUAGGGGUGUGCGCGGUCUUGUUCUUUUUCAAUGGAUCCAUAUUUUUUGCCCUUUGUUUGGAAAGGUGUUUAAAGUAUUAACAUAUGUACAAAAAAUAUGAAAUUAUUGAAAAAAAUGUCACAUUAAUCAACAACAAUGAUUAAAUAUGAAUUUUCUAUAUAAAAAAGGAGCACACACCCUAAUAUUAGUGGUGGUUGUUUUUUUGUUUUGUUUCACAAUGAAUCUAGUUGUUUUCUUUCUUUUUUUGGAUGCAAACAAAUGCUAGGAGGGAAAAUGUAAGAAAAAAAUAAAUGAUGAUACUUAGUAUUAGAAUUAAGAACACCAAAGUGUAGACUUUAGGCAUUUAAAUAUAUUGUUUUAAUGUAAUGUAUGUUUUUAUGGGUUAGGUGGGUUUCAGAAGGGACAGUGUUUUAGUAUUCAUAUGUGUUAUUGUGGAACUCUUAAUUUUUAUCCCCUGAAUGAUGCUUUAUUUGAAAGUAUUUUGUGUUUGAAGAUCAUUUUUAAAUGGGGACUUUAUUUAAUAUAGUAAUGUAUACAUAGAUAUUUAUAAGGAGAAAGGGAAAAUACUCUUUACUUUCAGUUUGGAGAAUGGAUGUGUGUGUGAGAGUGAAUGUGUGUUCUCCUGUCCCUAUUCAGGCUCUUGUGCAGUUUGAGAUCCCCUGUGUACAUACACACACUCACACAAGGCCCAAACCCCAGGCCCCUGUGCUGUGCCCCUUGGGUCUAUAAACCAGCCUGCUCCUCCAGCUUCAGCCACAAUCUCCUGACCAGCACAACCUGAAGUUGCAGAACACUACCAUCGGUUUUCAGUGCUGAGUUUGCCAUCUUCCUUUUGGCCUCUAGAGGGCACAUGACACAAUCAGUCAAGCCAACUGAUACUAUUCUGGCAGAGGCCCCCACCCACAAACUCUGAAAGCUCGGAUACCUCGCCCUUGUAUCGUUUCCUACUAUGAUUUUAGCAUGUUUGAUCAAUUGGGGGGGGGGGGGGGGGUCUAAAAUGGCCUGUACUGUUUUGCACAUAAAUUUGAGACUCAAUGCUGUUCUGUUCACUCCCCAGGUGAACUUUUCUGCAACUUCAGGUUAAGCUCACUCACUCCUGGGGUCUCCACCUGUGUUUCUAUAGCGAGCGACCCUGCUAAUCAGCUGUGUAGCUUUUAGUGCCAUUCAGUGUGACGAUGUCACCCUUUGCCUGUCUCUUGUUUUGGUCCCCGUCCUGUUCUCUAACGUACAUUGUCUUUCUUUGCUUGCCGUACCUCUCUUUAAAAGCAUGUGAAAAUGAGAAUGCAUUAAAGUGGGGUGCUGAGGUUGACCCGUGGCAUGUCAGACCUCUGGCUGGGCAUAAGAUUGGAUGGGACGGUGGAGGCUGGGUGCUUGGGAGCCACGGUGAAAGCAAUCAAUGGAUUGGUCCCUUUGUCACGGUUUCUGUUGUAACGGUUCUAGAUGUUAGUGUUCUUACUGGUGGUAUUAUUAUGAGUGAUCUGACUUUUCUUUUGAGAUUGGAGCUGAAAUAUGGGGAGGCCGUUGAGGUGAGGGAUGGGGCUCAGGCUGCUAGCAAAUCACACUGUCCAACCCCCCACACACAUGCAGACAAUGCCACAAUACACAUGGAAUCAACACACGCUCACACGGUGUACUCCCAAUGCAAAAUAUAUUUGAAUAUAUAUGGACAGACACAGAAAAUAAACACACUCGAAACAGUCUCACUUUAAAAAACAUAUCUUUGUGUUGAUGGUAAAACAUUGGAACACUGUUUUUCACCGUGUUGUAGAAACUUGUGUGACUUUGUACCGCCAGUGGGGUGAAGCUUGCCGUUUACCCCUUCACUUCUGUGCUAAGCAGCUCCAUAGUACUCGUGUUCCAUUGAACCUGUCGAAGGUACCAAAAAGCUGAAAAAAUAACCUACCGAUGAUAUCAAAAAUUAUAUCAAAACAUGUUGAAGGAAACAUGUUAAAACAAAACUUGUGCUCUGUUUUUAUCACGAGUCACGUGUGGCCCCGCCAACCCUAUUGCUUGUGCUGCUGGGUGUUGUGACAUAUCUGCCAUGAGACUGUAUUCCCCUUUACACCAUGACGUGAUGUAUACAGUACUGAACUGUGAUGUUGUUUUGGAUCCGAGUAGUUUUCCUGACUUUGCGCUGUGGGCAUUCACCUCUCUCCCCCACUGGGCCUGAUGCUUCCAUUCAUUGUGUGUUCACACAGCCAUGGGAAUGUUCAUGUGAAAGAGUAUAACCAUCCAGUUGAUUUCAAUUCUUAAAAAGAAUUCAAAAGGGAAGGAGAGAAAUAGUAGUUCCUGAGGGUAGGACAAUUAACCUUUGAUUAUACUAUACCUUACUGGCCAGCAGGAUAGGGAGAGAGACUUGAUAUACAAAAAAAAAGAAAGAAUAAUGAAAAAUAAAUAUUAAAAGCCAGACUUUAAUAACAAAAAUAUAUAUGCAGUUUUACAAGAGGAAAAAUAUGCAUGUCUUCUUUCUGGUAAUAUUUUUUACUGUCUGUGUUUACUUAAGAAAUGGAAAUCUAUAUAUGUUACUUGCACCUUCAAGGUCAAUGAAAAUGGCUCUGUCUCAAAUAUUGAAAUGAAGUGAUGUAUCACGUAAAAAAAAAAGUACAAAAAAAAGCCUUAGCUUGGUAUGCUUCCCUUGAUUUGUAAAUGUACUGCAUUGUAACCAUAUAGUGAGGGGAUGCAUAUGACUAUACUCUGAGUUGUCAUUUGGAUGCUGGAUUUUUGCAUGACCAUACAAUAAAGAAAAUCAUUACUUUAAAACUAUCAAGUGUUUGUUUGAAUGUUAGUAGAUCAUAUCUUUGUUAUUUAAACAAGAAACAUUGAAUAAAAAUAACAUUUCAACAUAA
Messenger RNA from Salvelinus fontinalis (brook trout), 5031 nucleotides. RefSeq names its product calcium/calmodulin-dependent protein kinase type II subunit gamma-like. Bases 156 to 1925 code for a protein of 589 amino acids. Gene Ontology annotation, molecular function: calmodulin binding; ATP binding; calcium/calmodulin-dependent protein kinase activity. The transcript has 23 exons. Gene Ontology annotation, cellular component: neuron projection; cytoplasm. Gene Ontology annotation, biological process: protein phosphorylation. The record is from RefSeq and is a predicted model, not a curated record. NCBI's taxonomy places the organism in Eukaryota, Metazoa, Chordata, Actinopteri, Salmoniformes, Salmonidae.